AAAUUAUCCUGAUUUUAGCUUUAAAUAGUGUGUUUGUUCCUCAAAAUGCCUCCUAAUCUUGUGGCCGCUAUCAUCGAGCUAGGGCAGAAGCGCAAAAAUGAUGAACUCAAGGAACUUUUGGAGAAAACUAAAUCAAAAUACCUCAUCGAUCUGGUUGUUUCGAACCUGCAAUCGAUCGACGGACAAACGCUCUGGCACUAUACCCUGCUUGGUCUGGGGUAUUCGGAUGCGUGUCGAGAAAAGCGGUUUGAGUUGAUUAUGGCCGUGUUACGGCACACGAACGUGGUCGAGCUUUCGACGAAGCAAAUGUUUGAUCUAAUAGCCCGGCUGUUGACGGAUCUGCCGACGUUUUCCUCCGAGCAGCUGGUGGAGAUGUGCGAGCUGUGCAUCGAAUCGAUACGGGUUGGCGAUCCGAAAUGCUUGAGCUGGAAGCAUCUGUUGCCGCAGACACUGGCGCAGCUCAACGACAGUGUCGGCAGGUUCAAUGCAAACGGGAUGCUGCUGACCGGAACCGAUUAUCGCAUCAAGGUGCUCGGUGAGCUAUUCAAGAUGAAGCUGCUCCCGGCGAUACUGACACCGCUGUGUGCUAUGUUCCGUGAUUUCAACCUAUCCCGGGAGGAAACGGCCACUUUUGUGACCAAAAUAUCGGACAGUAUCAAGCAAAUCGAACCACUGGAGCUACCUCCGUUGGCGUUUCAGUUGUUUCGCGUAUGCUUGAAGAAUCCAGGCCAGCUUAUUGUGCCACUGAUGGCAUUGCAGAAGUAUUUCCAUAAAAAUUAUUACAAAAAAGUACUCUCUAACGCGAACAGCGAUACGACCGAUUUUGACAGCAUCGAUCGUUACUCCGACACUGAGAUCCGCGAAGCGGAAGAAACCAUCCUGUAUCAUCUCUCCAAUGUGACUGAGUUUCGCCUCGACGAGACGCAAACGGUGGCCAUGUUCAAGCCGUUUCAGAAUAACCCGGAAAAGCUGCUAACUCCCUUCCUGGUCGGCGCACUGUUGGCAAUGAGUCGCAUCAAUCGAUUGCCCGACACAACUGAUGUCGUAUCAUCUCCAAUAAUGGCCUUUCUGAUCAAACUAAUUGCUCUGAGUGAGAAGGAACGUGAAAUGUGCAAUCAAUCGGCCUGGUUCCGGGGACGUGUCGACUCAUCGAUAGGGUCACGCGUUGAUCAGCUGUUUACGGUGCUCACGGAAAACAGCCAGGAAGGCAAAGAGGUCGUUACACCGGGUAUUAUACAUUUUGCGUUCGCGCUUCUACUGGCGAAAAAGCAGCCAAAACUGCACGGGAUUGCGAUCCAGUUUUUCCAGAUCUUCCUCAAGCGCAGGUUCAUCUUCGGUAGCGGUAUCAUCGCGAAGCUGAAAAAGUUUCUAUUUGCCGAUCUGGAAGAAACUCAGUUCAACCUAUGUCUUACGACGCUUAGCUUGACUAACACGCUCACGGUAUCCGAGUCCAGCGCAACGAUUCAGUUUAUUAUGGAGUACUUACUGCUGAUAGACGGUACGUACGCUAUGCGGUUCAUGGCGUUCCUGUUUCCGCUUUUAAGACUUUCCCACACCAUUCGGGAUCGCUUCAUCGAGGUACUGCGUAAGGCUAUGUACAAUAGUGAAUCCUGCACACGCAUAAUGGGAGUUUUUGGAUUCUGUUCACUACUGAAGCAACUUAAAAACAAUAAUGCACGCCGCUCGAUCAUGGGACCUGCAGGUGGCAAUUACACACAGUUAUCUAUCUCUGGAAUGUCGCUUCUAUCGCAGGCAGCCUACGGUUCGGCCAGCAAUCCCAACCUGCACUUCGAUAUGCUUACCCUUGAGGUUUUGGGAAUAUUGAGAAAAUGUCUGACGCAAACGGUCGAGGUGCGCAUGAUGUUAUACGAGGCGCUGGGACGGGCAGUUGAUUUCAACACGAUGCUUCUACCACAUGUCCUGCAGUUCAUAGAUUGGCAUUUUGAAAGUUACUUCAAUGAAAAUACGGACGAUAAGCUGAGCAUCGCGUUCGAUAAGUGUGUCCGGUACCGCAACGAUAUCGAGCACGAAGAUCAACCCGAUCUUCUGCGUCCAAUCGUUGUGUACGAUAAUGUGGGACGGUUGACGGCGUUUAUGGUACACUGCGUAGUGCUCUGUGAUCAUCAUAAUAUCCUGCACGAUACGAACGCCGUCAAAAAGACGCUUCAGCUAAUUGUCGAUCGUGUGGAUAGCAUCACGUUCGAUGAGCUGGGUAUUAUGGGCUCGUUGGACACGAGGGCAGUAGAAAUUGCUAGCCAGUAUUUGAACGUGAUCGAAGCUGCGAUGGCAUAUUCCGCUUGGAAAAUGAAGCCCGAUAAUGGAUUGUCGAGGGAUCUGCUACGACUAUUUAAACAUCAUCAACAAUGUGUCGAGAAAUUUAAGAAGUUGGAACCUAAAAAAGGCAACAAAAAGCACAUGAUUGACAUGAUGAAUGUCUCUGGUUACUAUGGGUCUUCUGCAAAGCAUGGAAUAUCGCUUAAACUAGAAAACAUCUGGGACAUCGCGACGGUUGAGAGGAUGCUACGCAUUAUGUUCGACAUCUCGAUAAACUACGCCAGGGAAGAGGAUCUGAAAACGCUACGCUCCAAUAGAGACUUUCAACAGUAUAUUCUAAAAACUGCUAUCCACAUGAUGGAAACGCUUCGUACUCUGCCUGAUUACUGGCAGGUUAGUCACAGUAAACGAACAUUUUCGCAUCUCUGCGAAUGCACUAAAGUCGUGUAUGGUCGAUGCGUUCGCCAAACGACGGAUCUGUGUGGUAAUGGGGGAUUGCUGGUGGCGCAAUCCGCUAUCGAAUGCUUCCGGCAAGCUCUGCUAUCAGCGCUAGAACUGUACGAGCGAAAGUUCACCGAAUUCCUUCAACUUAUAUCAUGCACCAUUGGGUUGUGUUUUAUAAAGGAUCUUCUGAACAAUCUGCAAACGAUCGUUGAUCAAUUUUUUACCGAUGAGUCGGAAACGGAAGCGAUCGAGGAAAAGAUCGUUGUUGGAAUUUUCCAGUGCCUUGAGCUGCUCUAUAAAUCUCCUAUCAUGAAUCAGGAGCAUCUUACGAUCGGUUACGAUUGGCUGCAACAAUUCUGUGUCAACAAAAAGCUCAAACCGAAAGCAUUCGCGAUCGUACAUCGAAUCCUGUUCGAUCUGCGGCUGAGAACUCAAAGUGGUGCCUACUUUGAUUCCGUCGCUAUGCGGUUGGAGCUCAAGUUUGGCCAAAUAUCGGCGGAGGAGUUAAAUCCUCCGUUUUAUUUAAAAUCCAUCACUUCCGGUACGGUAGAACCAACUUUCCAUCAUUUGUGUACCGUUAUACGAUUGCAGCUGGAAGAAAUUGAACACUUAAUACUGCGUAGUAACAGUCUGAUGGCACGGUUGAAAGUCUUGGAGUUGGAAGAUACGGAUGAAACGACACAAUUGUUAAAAUCAAUUGAACGCUCAAUGUGUUCGCAGCUUGUGCACAUUCUUUCGACCCUUACGCAUCUGUGUAAUAUUCAUUUACCUCUCGGUUCGGCAAUGGACGCCCUGCUUAAGCUUCUGCUCUCGAUGUACAACUGUCUGGCCAAUUUGAGCCGCCACUUUCUGGCCUGCCAUCCCAUAGUUCCCGUUUCGUAUGAAGUAACAAAAUUUAAUCUCGUGGUAAAAGCCUCCAAACCCCUUGCCUCUAGGAUUUACGAUCUGUUCCCCUUUAUCGAGGAGAACAUUCUUGCUCAGGAUGGAGUGCAGGAUGAUGGCGAAGAAGCGGAAGGCAAACGACCGGUCGAGAGCUCGGCGAAAGCCAAAUCUAAUCGCGAUAAAGUACUACGGAAGACAAAAUUACUUCCAAGGCUGGUAUUUCGUAUUGAAUCGUACAACAAGAUUGUCACUCAGUUAAGUAGGAAGACAAAGAAGGACCUCACGUAUCUGCUGCACAUGGGAACGGUUCGAGAUUUUCGCAUAAAAACAUCUGCCCUGAAAGAGGCGAUCGAGAAAACAGUAACUCAUCGAGGAGAGGACGAUGAAUCCAACGAAGAAACAGACCUCGAACCGCAGCUCGAUCGUGACGAAGAAGGCGACGAUGAUAUUGAUGCAAGCAUUGAUCGAACGACUGGUUCUAAUCGCUCGGAGGUGAUUCGAGCUGUUCCAGCAGGUCGAGUAUCAGAUGUCAGUGGGGAAGCGCUAGCAUUAAAGAAUCUAGCUAAGCUUAAUGAGCGCACUCGCAAGGCAGCCAAAAAGCGUGCCAUCGCGUUAGUAGACGAUGGCGAAUCAACAGACGCUGCACCGAAAAAAAUGAAAUCCAUGCAAAAGAAAGCGGCUAACAUUCCCAAGAUCAACAAGCGGGUACUGGAAGAGGUGCAUAGGAAUACGGAAGACCGUUUGACUACAGCUGCACCGGUGGAUCCACAAAUAUCCGAGUCAAGAGAAGACACUCCAGCGCGAACACGGACAUUGGGAUUACCCAGACGAAGUACAAGAAAUAAUGAUGCAUGAUAUUCGUAAGGAACGAAGUGAAGCAUUCCUAGAUGAGUUAAUUUGAACAAUUUUUGUGCGCUCAUCUAAAUUUGUAACGUAAAUUCGAACGUAAUUUUUGAAUCUUCCCGGUGCCACACUUCCGGUGUUAUAUCCAACAAUAAAGACGUCGCAACAGCUGAUGAUGACGUUUGCUGUUACAC
Messenger RNA from Anopheles darlingi, 4637 nucleotides. It is a transcript of the gene FANCI, whose product is annotated as Fanconi anemia group I protein. Gene Ontology annotation, molecular function: DNA polymerase binding. Gene Ontology annotation, biological process: DNA repair. The record is from RefSeq and is a predicted model, not a curated record. The coding region runs from base 46 to 4455 and encodes 1469 amino acids. Lineage: Eukaryota; Metazoa; Arthropoda; Insecta; Diptera; Culicidae. The transcript is spliced from 12 exons.